UGACCCGCGUGUUUACUUCAGAGUCGGGGUCGUCCGCUUCAGCGGUUCGCUCCGAGUGGCAAAAAAACUUUGUAACAAAAUAAUUUCUCGAACGUAAACGCCAGAGCCACUUUGUUUUUUUUGCUUUCCGCGUCGCCCUCGAGUUGCGUUGUUGGCGCCGCGCCAAUAAUAUGGAUAAGCUGAGGCGAGUGCUCAACGGGGAGGAGGAUGAGAACGAGAGCGGCCUGGUCGGGCAGAUCGUGGAAGGAUCCACGCUGAGUUGGGGAACACGCUUGAAGUCCUUCGUUGCGUGUUUCAUCUUCGGAAUCCUGUGCUCCAUCCUGGGCACUGUGUUCCUGUGGUUGAAGAAUGGGCUCAUCCUCUUUGCUGUGUUUUACACGCUGGGGAACAUCUGUGCUCUCUGUAGCACCUGCUUCCUGAUGGGCCCUCUCAAGCAGCUGAAGCGAAUGUUCAAUCCGGCGCGGGCCAUCGCCACCAGCGUCAUGCUGUGCUGUCUGGUGUGCACGCUCUGCUCUGCCUUCUGGUGGAAGAACAAGCCUCUGGCACUGCUCUUCUGUGUCCUGCAGUUCCUCUCCUUGACCUGGUACAGCCUGUCGUACAUCCCCUACGCUCGGGACAUGGUGAAGAAAUGCUUCACGUCCUGCCUGGCUUAACCGCAGUCAAGGGGCCGUCAAACAUUCCCUCCACCACCCCCCGCAAAGCUCACGGAUUGUACCCUCCCACGGGGGCAUCAUCAGCAGCCACGAUCAAUCCACUGCCGAGUGAAGGCCUCACCAAGUCGUCGCGCCACCUCUUUCCGAUCCUACGCACGAGCCGAUCUCGUCGCUCCAUCUCCCCGGGUGAACGUGCUGUCGCCCUGUCGUUAUUGUUGACCGUCGGCCGCCAUCACUUUCCUGCCAUGACGUGUCUUUUGGAGGGGAAGGCCUGCUUACUUCCUUAAAAGUCUUAAUGGUGUCUUUAACCCGCGUACGUUUCUCCCGCUGCGCGUAAAGACAUAGCAGCCAUGCCCAAAUGAACGUAUUGGCGGUACACCAGUGCGCGGAGUGUAAUUUUAUUUUGCUAAUUUUGGCCAAUACUUAUUUAUUUUACCGCGAUUCGCAACCCGAUCAAAAAGUCUUGCCUGGGUGGUGCGUCAACAUCAGUUCUGGUGAUGUCGAAGCAGUUGUAAGGCGAAUGUCCGUUGAAAUUUAGAUUUUAGACUGGUGUGUUAUGCUGCACCGGUGUACCGCUAAUACGUCCAAAUGCUGGUUUGGACAUCUGCUACGUGCUUCAAGGGAAACUUGCUUACAGACGCCAAUGAAGCUCAGUGUUCUGUCGCCUUAAUAACGGUUGUGUUUUAUAGGCUUAUGCUGCAGUGUCAGAUAUGUUGAGCUGCAUGCAGCACAUAUACUCAGAAGGCCCGGGCUCUGCAGGGCUCGACGAAUCAACGAGGUUCAUUCUUCACACUGACUGUGGUGUUUAGUUCAGCUUUGCCGAUUCGUGCUGUCUGAAAGUGGCCUUUAAUGACGUCGCGCCUUUAGAUAAUCAUGAUUGAUUCCACACACACAAUGUUAGACAUUUAUACGUGAAUGGUUUUUCGUGGCUGUACAGAAAGGCACACAAUGUUACAUUUUCACUGAAAAAGCACACAUUUAAAAGUUACAAAAAAUGUUGAGGUGACUGGGUGGAUCAGAGCAUUUAAGUACUGUGCCAGCAAUGCUAAUUUCUUGGGUUCGAAUCUAGGUUCACAAGUACAGUGAGUUAAUGUUCUCAGCCUGGUCACCAAAAACGGCACAAAACAUCGCAUUGAAUUCGAUUUUGCACAUAAUUUGGCUAAAUGUCGGCUAUGAUAAUACAAAAUAUCGCUCUGUCACGCGAUGAGCAUCACUCAAAUUGGCAGAGUGGGUGAAAAAAUUGGUUCCCACUUCCGCAUACACCAGAGGUCACUUAAGGGGAUCUAAGCGGUAGCUCUCCGAUGUCCGCUUCUGUGGGCCGUUCUCUAACACGAAGGGUCGCACUGCUGUGCGAGAGAUCGUUUGGAUACUUUGUCUCACGACACAAUGGCGGUUGCACAGUCGGGAUAAUAUGUGUCAAAAUAAAAAAAACGGUGUACAAACAUCAAAUAUAAGAAGUAUUUAGGACAUGUUGCCUUCUUUUUGUAACGAGGAAUCCAAAAAAAUACAAAAAGCAGAGUGGCUUUAUUUUUACGGUAUAUUUUUCAUGAAGGCCUUUUGAGCGCUGUUUAUAUUUCUAUGUGCACAAUAUUUGUAGAAAGGUAUUUUAAUAACUUGCUGCGAUGCAUUUUGAAUAAUCUUAAAGAUAUAUUGAGCUCAUCGAUGCGAGUGUUGUCAAUUCACCAGCUACGAAUACGCGAGAGGAGCUUUGCUUUCAAAGGCUGGGGGUAACCUCUUCUGCGGGGGAGAAUAUUCGUGUAACAAUCGGCAGCACAAACUGGGACAUCGAAACGCUGUACACCACAACCACAAAAACCGACGCAGGAGUGUAUAACGUAAGUCGAUCAUUUGCGUAUAAUUUGCAUCGUGUAAAUACUGUAGCAGAUGGGUGCAUAUUGAGCCUGUGAAUUGUAAUCGAUGAGACUAUAUUCGUACAUGCCGAAUAGUUUGGGCUUUGGCCAUCCAGUGGUUUAGUAACACGUGAAAUUUCUUUGCGCUGAUUAGCUUGCCAAGGAACUGUUCGUUACAGUCCUCUCAAUGGUAACUGCUUAUUUGCUUUCACAUUCACACACUUAGCGGUGUUAAUCUCUAUUUUAACUACUUACAUUGUUGUUUUCACCGUAAUUAUUUCUGUUGCAUUAUGGUGUUCCUUGUACGUUGAUGCCAAAAUCACGUCGUUCUUAAAGUGCGGUAGUUUGUAAAGUGUUAUUUUGUAAAUGCCUCAUGUUAGAAACAAGUCAUUUACGCCUCAUUGAAAGAUCACUAAGGGGUGCCAUGGUGGCGAGGUGUUAACUCCCUCACCUGGUAUGCAGGAGGUCGUGGGUUCAAUCCCGACUCUGAUGCCUGCUGUAUAUUUGGAGUUUGCAUAUUCUCCCCAUGGUUGCGUGGAUUUUUCUCCAGGUUCUCCGGUGUUUCACUCCAUAUUUAGAAACAUUCGUUUAGAGUAUUUGGCCGCUAUAAAUGUCCACAUGAUAAACCGCAACUUGGUUAAGCUAUCAUUUGUGGCCAGGUCGCUUCUGAAAAAUAGCUCUAUCGCUCAGUGGGGCCUUACCUGGUAAAACAACAAUAGUUUAGUUUAGUACUGUAUUCAUGUCGUGAGCAUCGCUAAGCACUACAGCUCAAGCACACGCAGUGAUCCAGUGCCCUAGACGCAGCCAUCUAGAGCAAGCAGCUGAGUGGUCAUCAUCAUCGUCAUCAUCAGCCAUGGUCAAUCCCUGAUGCACAAAGGCCUCCCCAAACCGCGGCCACCUCGCGCUUGAGCAAUCCCAACGAGCACCUUGCACAAGAGAUCGGGAAAAUACUCGGAAUAUGAUACGUGCGGCAUUAGUCUUGCAAACAGCGGACUGCUGGGCACUAUCCAGUUGUGUGCGGGUUUUAUCUGCUAGAUCACUUGUUAUACGUUCAAUCCAUGCGUAGGACUACUUCAUUCACCCGCAGGCGUUCUGCCAAAUAUUUUCCGUUCAGCGACGUUUACACACUCGCAUGCCAACUUUCGCGUGCUGACCGCACACGUUUAGGAGUGCCCGUUCGUGAAAAGAGCAAGCCACGUUAGCUGAGGCUGCAGGUGGUCCCCCUUAUCCCCUUCUUAAUUUGCACCCUUAUCGAGAAUAUGGAAUGUGGGGAAUGAUAAUUGAUUUUUUAAUAAUGGUCCCUGACCUCCACGGCGCAGUAGACCUCCCCGGAGUGUUUUAUUCAGUCGUGGAAACUAGCAGCAACUCGUUAGUCCCGGACUGGGUGGACACCGGGCCAAGCAGUACGUCGAUUGUUGCUUCAAGCCCGGCGGCCUCUCUGGUUAAUGCAAAAAAAAUAUUUCUCAAAUCAGCAUCAAGGCAGUGCCUGUCUCCCGUUUACAGCCAUGAGAAAAAUUGGACGCUCCACAUUUCUAUGGCGAAGGUGAUUAAAUCCGUAGUCGAACCACCUACCAAAAACAAAAAAUGUGUACUAAUUUCAUCGAACCAAGUAAACCUCCAGCCUGGAUUUGAACUCGCUUCCUUCCUAUUGCGGCCCGCUUGCUGUGCUGCUGAGGCACGUGGCCGGUGUAAUGCUGUCGGGGUAUUGACCCUAAAUAUGCACCGUCUGCCUCGCACCGGCCACCGAUGACUGCACGCCCCAAAACAAAACCCGACGCAUUCCAAUGUGGUUUCUGCAUGCACUUAAUUUGGCUACAACUCCAGCCUCGCCGAGCGUUCAUCUCGCGUGGCAGUGCUGGUGGCAAUUUGGUGUUGCACCUACCGCCCGGUCACUUGACCGGAUUCCCCCGGGGGGGAGGGGGGGGUAGUUUUGUGGUAUCCGCUUCCGUGGGCCGUUCGCUGACGCGAAAGAAAAAGCCGUGCGGGAGAUGCGGACGGAUGCUUUGCUUUGUCACGCGGGACCAAUGGCGCUGUUGGGACGAAAUGGUCGGGGAAAGUUUCAGGAGCGUUUCGGUGGUGACGUUGCCGAGCCCGGGUGCAGUUUGUCCAGCCGAAAACGUAUACGAGAACAACAUUCCAGGAGCGCGCGUCCACAAGCUCGCGAUCGCAGCCGUAUUGUUUGAAAAUGAAAAUGUUUGUUACAAGUUACCGUUUAUUGUGCACCCACCGAAGGCGGACCGCUUCGUACUCGAUCCUCACCCACCUUUGGUGUGAUCACGUAACGAUUGCCGCUUUAGUCUUGGGAGCGGCCGAGGAUGUGGAGCAUCGCACCUGCUUUAAGAAGUGCAGCGUGCCGCCAUGCUGCGUCGUCGUGCGCGCAUCGAUUAGGGGUUUGGCAACCCGGUGGGUGUGCCGCGCACGACGAUUGACCGGACGUUUCGCUCCGCUUGCUGGGAGCUUCUUCAGGAAAGAAAAACCAGAACAGGCACACGGGAGCGAUAUGCGGCGCGGCCGAGGAGGCAGUGUGCGUGUGUUGGGUAUUCAAGGAGGCAGCUGCACAGCUUGACACGUGGUGUGUAAGUCCACGCCUGUUUUGGAAGUGCACCCCAAGUUGAACGCACAUUUGUGGUGAGACCCAGUGGCAUAAAUAAUGCAAAAAGGCAGUUAUGCUCUUGACGUGGGAUGUUCAACCUGGGCAGGAGUAGAGAAUUGAGUAUUUGACAACUUUGUAUAAAAACACUUUGUAUAGUUUACAUUUGUGGUUGAAUUUAAUAUUUGAAAGCUAACAAGGACCUUGUUCUCUGGAUUAUCGCCCCCCCCCCCCCCCCCCCCCAUUUUAAAGCGACAUUUAUGGUGCGGCUUAUAAUCCGGUAGAGGGUGGAGGGUGAGAAAGACCUGAUUUGUAUAAUUUUAUUUGACACGGAGCACAAGUUUGGAGUGAGUCGUAUCCUUUUAGGAGCGUCUUGCAAUCCAGAACUUAUAGUAGCUGUCCACAUAGGAGCCUUUGUUAAAUUUGAGUGAUAAUUAAGGAUAGUUUGCCUUCAACGGAACUCUAAUUGUUUACCUAAGGUUUUGUUGUUAUGGUCAAUGUAAGCUUUGUGUAGUGUGAAGUGCUGGAAGUGAAUAUCGUGAUGGGCAGAGUUGAGGCCUGAAUGGAUGAUUUGAUUUCCUAUAAUUCGGUUUAUUUUAUUACCAUGAUUCGCCAAACUAAGUCGGGUUACACUUUUGCUGUAAUAAUCACAAGUUGAUUCUACAUUUUCAGUUAAAGCGAUUAUGAUCAACCUUGCAUUGAUGUUUUUACAUCGCUUGCCGUGUUUUUUAUAAAUUAUUUUUUGGGGGGUUCCAUAUGUCCGUUCGCAAUCGAGCAGAAAACAAAUUAUUCUCCCAUGCUUUUCGCGCAAUCAUUUUACCAACGGGAACGCGUUCGAACGUGCCUCUGCAAGAAAAAACAACAGCUCCAAUUUCCCCGUUGUAUUCGCCUCCUCCGCUCACCUCUCGCGAGGCCCCAGAGAGUUGCUACUGUGAGCCCUGACAGAGCGCGGUCGAGUUUAGGUCUGCCCGGUCCACCGCCCGUGUCCACAAAUGCGCACCCACCCUCGUUUCGCGAAGAUUUUGUUGCUGAUAAUCCGUCGGGGGGCACCCACCGUUGGCACAAAUUAUCCCCCCAAAAAAAUCCCAAUUCCCUGCAGCGGUUGUCAAGUGGUGGGUUGUGUCAAAGGAUGUUUAAUCUUCACCCUCAAUGUUAUUCUUCAACAGGCGCCGGACCAAGAGAUCACAGACGCGCGCGUUCGUUCGUGUGUCUGUGUGUGUGUAGCGGUUAGCGCGCUACGCUACGAACCCAGCGAGUGAUUCCUGCUCAACGCCAACACUAUUGACGAUUAUCUAAACCGGUCCUGAGCCUCCUCUAGGUUGACUCGGCCUCAAUUGAGCACCUGCGGUGUGGAAAAUAUCGCCACUGGGGAGACAAAAGCGGCCGGGCGUGGUGCUAGCCACCCACACCCUCCUGUGCCUUCAUAGGUGCUCUCCAAACAGCCCUUACCCCAACAGUCUGUUUAAGGAUAUACGGGAAGUACUUGCCUUCACAUGCCAUACCGAUGUACCAAUUUCCAUAAGACACGACGCUUUAUACACUUUACACCGUAACAAUUCCGUGUACCUGCUCGUGCUUGUCUUUACCACCUCUGCAAUGUCGCAUUGGGUAUAUUUAUUUAAUUUUCCCUCCCCUAUCGUUACUUCCCGCUAGUCGGCGGCUGUGUUGGGAAUGCCGAUGUUUUCACGAGUGCCUGGUUCGGGUUGUGUUAUUUGCCACUCGUUGUAGUUACACUCGGCCAUUUGUGCCAUUGUUACUUUUUAACGAGCCGAGGGUUGUUGUUGUUGUUCAAGCCGGGCCAGCAACAUGCCAUAAUUCACCUUCGUUGCACGUUCUUGUAAAAUAGCCAUUAGCAAAAUAAAUACUUUUAAGCAAUCUG
Lethenteron reissneri (Far Eastern brook lamprey) is the source of this 6972-nucleotide messenger RNA. RefSeq names its product vesicle transport protein SFT2B-like. The record is from RefSeq and is a predicted model, not a curated record. Gene Ontology annotation, biological process: vesicle-mediated transport. NCBI's taxonomy places the organism in Eukaryota, Metazoa, Chordata, Hyperoartia, Petromyzontiformes, Petromyzontidae. Gene Ontology annotation, cellular component: membrane.